AUGUUCGCCGACCAGAUGAUCGGCCACAAGCUCGUCACAAAGCAAACCGGUGCCGGCGGCCGUAUCUGCAACUCAGUCUACAUCUGCGAGCGCAAGUUCGCCCGCCGUGAGUUCUACCUCGCUGUCCUCAUGGACCGUGGUACCCAGUCCCCCGUCAUCGUCGCCUCGUCGCAGGGUGGUAUGGACAUCGAGACCGUCGCCAAGGAGAACCCCGAGGCCAUCCUGACCACCCCUAUCGACAUCAACGUUGGUGUCACCGACGCUAUCGCCCGUACCAUUGCCACCGACCUGGGCUUCUCUUCACAGUGCAUCGAGGAGGCCAAGGAGGCCAUCCAGAACCUCUACAAGUGCUUCAUGGAGCGGGAUGCUACUCAGAUCGAGAUCAACCCUCUGUCGGAGACCUCGGACCACCAGGUCCUGGCCAUGGACGCCAAGCUGAGCUUCGACGACAACGCCGAGUUUCGCCAGAAGGAGGCCUUCUCGUGGCGCGACACCUCCCAGGAGGACGCUGAUGAGGUCAAGGCUGCCGAGCACGGCCUAAACUUCAUCAAGCUGGACGGCGACAUUGGCUGCCUGGUCAACGGCGCCGGUCUUGCCAUGGCAACCAUGGAUAUCAUCAAGCUGAACGGCGGCAGCCCCGCCAACUUCCUGGACGUCGGCGGUGGUGCCACCCCGGCCGCCAUCAAGAGCGCCUUCGAGCUGAUCACCAGCGACCCCAAGGUGUCUGCUGUCUUCGUCAACAUCUUCGGCGGUAUCGUGCGCUGUGACGCCAUUGCCCAGGGUCUGAUUAAUGUCGUGCAGGACAUGGGUCUCCGCACGCCGAUUGUGGCCCGUCUGCAGGGCACCAACAUGGAGCAGGCUCACAAGCUGAUCAACGAGUCCGGCCUGAAGAUCUUCUCGAUCGAGGACCUCCAGAACGCCGCAGAGAAGUCCGUCCAGUUCUCCAAGGUCGUCAAGAUGGCCCGGGAUAUCGACGUUGGCGUCGAGUUCACCCUGGGCAUCUAA
This is a messenger RNA of Penicillium lagena, 1005 nucleotides long. Its product is annotated as succinate--CoA ligase subunit beta. Gene Ontology annotation, cellular component: mitochondrion; succinate-CoA ligase complex. The transcript has a single exon. Bases 1 to 1005 code for a protein of 334 amino acids. The record is from RefSeq and is a predicted model, not a curated record. Lineage: Eukaryota; Fungi; Ascomycota; Eurotiomycetes; Eurotiales; Aspergillaceae. Gene Ontology annotation, molecular function: succinate-CoA ligase (ADP-forming) activity. Gene Ontology annotation, biological process: tricarboxylic acid cycle; succinyl-CoA metabolic process.